AUCAAAACACGCUGUACUGUUUUAACACUCCACUCAACUGAACACAGAGAUGUGAUGUUCAGAUGCUGCUAAAUUAUCUUAACACAUUAUUAAUUAAUUUGUCGUUCAAGACAUUCUGAUUACUUAUCAAUGUCAGAAAGCUAGAAACAUCUGUUUGGUAUGGUCAUAGGACAAAAUGGAGGAGUAUACUGUAGUGCAGCAGAUAGAUCUGAAAGAUCAACAUAUUCUGAUUGGUAAUGGUAGAGAGGGGACGAAACUCUUAUCAACAAGUCCAGCAGAAGAGGAUGAAGAAAAUGAUCAGAAAGAGGACAUAACUGUGACAGUGGAGCUUGAAGACAAGAAACCUCUCAUUUAUAGAAUUUCUGAAGUACCUCCGCCACAUCUUCUGAUCUUCUUUGCCUUACAACAAUGUCUUCUAAGUAUUGGAAGUCCCCUGGCAGUGACUAUCAUUGUGGCUGAGGUGAUCUGUGCGCAGCAGGAUGAAGCCAUCAAAACGUACAUUCUCAGCUCUUCUUUCUUAAUGAUUGGCGUGUCUACGUUCGCCAUGAGCACAUUCGGAGUCAGGCUACCAGUAUUCCAAGGUCCUGCUUCAACAUAUCUGAUUCCCUUAAUCGCUAUGUCCACUUUACCAGAGUGGAAAUGUCCAAACAUAUUUAAAGAUAGUCGCCAUGACAACAUCACUGUGCUGAUGGCGGAUGUAGGAAAUGGUACAGUUAUUCCUGCGAGAGAAGUGAUUGAGAACAAACUAGCCCAGCUUUCUGGAAGUUUAAUGCUAGCAGGUGGUCUACACUUUUUGAUUGGUGCCACAGGUUUGAUUGGAAUUCUAAUUAGGUACAUUGGACCAAUCACCAUUGUACCAACAGUAACACUGGUUGGUCUCUUUAUUUACAAGGCAGCAGUAAAGUUUUGUGAAACUAACUGGCUUCUAUCAUGUAUUACUUGUGCUGUCAACCUUAUCCUCUCCCUGUAUUUGUCCAAGCGACAAACACCAAUACCAAUGUGGAACCGAAAGCAAGGAUUUCACAUUCUGUGGUUUCCAUUUCAUCAAGUGUUUUCGGUUCUCCUGAGUAUUAUUAUUGGCUGGAUUGUAGCCCUCAUUCUGACAGUGGCCGGCACAAUGUCAGAUGACCCUGACAGCAUCGAACAGUUUGCCAGAACAGAUGCCAGGCUACAUAUAGUGCACGAAUCCGAUUGGUUCAUUUUUCCUUAUCCAGGGAAAGUUGGCAGUUUUUCUUUUAGUCUUGGCGCUUUCAUCAGCUUUUUCAUGGCGACUAUUGGAUCAGUCCUAGACAGUAUUGGCGAUUACAACGCCAUUGCCCGCAUCUGUAGAGUGCCGCCCCCGCCAAGAUACGCCUUCAACAGGGGCAUCGCCGUAGAAGGUUUGAUGAGUUUCUUUAGCGGCGCCAUGGGAUGUUGUCAUGCUACCGUCUCGUAUGGUGGAAACAUUGGCGCAAUGGGAAUAACUAGGGUAGUGUCUCGGAGUGUCUUUCAAAUGUGUGGACUGUUAUUCAUUCUCUUUGCCGUCUUCGCCAAGUUAGGAGCAGUCUUUAUAGCUAUUCCAUACCCUGUCAUAGGCGGAUCUUCUCUUAUUUCCAUGGGCAUUUUUAUUGGAGUGGUAUUAUCUUACUUACAGACUGUCGACUUAAACUCUCAGAGAAAUCUGGCUAUAAUUGGUACCGCUUUAUUGUUAGGCAUGAUGUUGCCAUAUUGGAUUACUAAUAACCCACAAGCUAUCGAUACAGGUAGCGAUGAUCUGAACAAUGCUAUUACAAUGCUUUUAUCUAAUCCUUCUUUUGUUGGCGGGACGUUUGCCUUCGUCUUGGACAACACUGUACCUGGUACUUUGAAAGAAAGGGGAAUGCUGCACCAACUGAGAGAAUUAAAUCCAGAUGAAUUCGCUGAUGAUGACGAAACCUAUGAAGACGGUUUAGAAACAUAUGACCUCAUUUCAUCUCUGCCAUCUUGUUUGGCAAACUCAAGCCUAGCCAGACGUUUAUCAACAUUUAACAAGAGAAAAACGUCCGUUGGUAGAUGACGACAAAAUAAAAAUAAUAAUUUUUCUUUCUGUGAAAAAUAUAAUUUUUUAUCUUUAUAACCUUGGAUAUCAUUCUUAACAAUGAAUUAUCGUAGAAAAUUUAGGAGAAAUGUUAAGUUCUAUUAAUAAUAAUUUUUCUACAGUAGUUUGGGUUAUCAGACUCCUUCCAGCCUUGCCACCAUCUCAGGGUUAUCAGACCUCCGGCAAAAGGAAGGCUAAAGGAAGACAUGUCGCGUCUUCUGUUCGCCUGCCUGGUCGUGCGGUUUGCACGCUGGACAGUCGUUCGGUCGUCUCGACGGUCUCGGGUUCAUACUCUGCCCGCUGCCAUUCUCAGUCACCCUGCGGGAGGUUUGGACUAGGAAGAAGUUUAUCUUCAACUCUGAAGGAACAUCCGAAAAUUGUAAAACAUUUUACAAACAUUUAAAGUCAUUGCCAUAAAGUGUCAAAAUGCUGGGGUCUAUUUAGUUGUUUAUUGCAAGGGUAUAUUAUCCAGCUAUCAAAUUCUAUCAAUUAUAUUAUUCAACAAUCAAAUUCAGUCAUGCGUAUCUUCUAAUUUAUAUACAAUGAACUCAAUAAUAAACGUGCAUUGUAAUGCAUACAGUUCCUUAAGGAAUGGAGUAAUGAUGAAAACAAUUCUGACCAGUGGAUCAUGACAUUUGAAAUAGUUUGUUACCAAUUGUUUUCGUUUAGCACUAGUUCAUACUUUUAGCUUUCUCAAUACGCUAUGAUCCUAGCACUUGUCUGAACGAGCACACAUUUCUAGUCAAUCUCUCUCUCUAUAUAUAUAAUUAUCUUCGUGGCCCAACCAUGCGGGAUACCACGCAAAAGUCUUGGAAAGAUAACUCUUUUAUUUCUGCAAGUCUGACUGUAUUUUCAGCAUAUUUGUAAAGAGCAUGUUUCUUAAAGAAAGAACAGACAGUAUUCCAUCUCCACCAACAACAAUGUUAAAUUAGCCUAAAUUUAUUUAUGGACUCUAUUCUAUUUUCACGUCGUCCAUAUUGGUUGGAUCUUAUUUGUAACUAAAGCAAAAUAAACUAAUACUACUUCGACAAAAGGACAAUAAGUACAUUAUUUAAAAAAUUACAUAUAUUUCAGAUUAUUUUAUCUCAUAUAAUUUGGAGGCAAUUCUUUGUAGGAUUAAAAAACUUUUAUUUGUAUGAAUAUUUAGAUUACAUUUUAAUGUAAGAUAUGCACUACGUCAAUUUCAUUAACUCUUUCUCUCCUAACUGACGAUUCCAACGUUGAUUCCACUAGAAUGUGGUAAAUAAUUACGGAGAGAAAGAGUUAAACAUAGGAAGGUAUCCAAUUUCAAAAGCCAAACAGCACGACUAACAAUAUCUUAAUCACAGUAUGGUGAAGUGUUAUGUAAAUGUCAAUGACAUCAAGAUGUCAUAUUAAAUGUCCAAUGAAACAGUACCAAAUGAUGUGCAUGGUAUAGAUUUCCUUUUACUCUGAAUAUUUAUUAACAAUAUCAAAAUGAUAAAAAACAAUUUCAAAGACAAUUACAAACAAAUUUAUAAAAAAUAAAAAAAAAUGAACAUGUUUAGUAAAGAGAAAGUAAAGGUCCCCUUUCAGACCUUGCGAUCAAUAGGGCAGAUGAUGUUUAAAAUCAUCUUUAUUUUUGGCCAACGGUUAACGAGGAGGGUGUCAUGUGGCCAGCACAACGACCAACCACCUUUACUUUCCCCAACUAAAGUCAGGUACUCAUUAGAUUUGAGUGGACUCAGGGGUGCCCUAAAAAUACCGAAUUUCAAAAUCACAGUAUUCAUUCGAACCCAGGAGCCCAGGUUCGGAAUUUAAAUGCUUAACCACCAAGCCCCUGCACAUGUUUAGUAAGAAAAAAAAAGUACAGGUCGAUUUUAACUUCUUGUCAGUAUAAAUGUUAAACAUCUUAAAAAAUGGUAAAUAUGUGAGAUAGUGGAGAAAAAAAUAAAUAAAACCCUGUUUAAAUUCGAUGCCGUUAAAAGAUUAGUUCUCUAAGUGUUAUCAUUCUCGCAUCUCUCUCAUCUGUUCUUUGACUUUUGUUGCAAGUGUGCUGUGGCAGCUCGAGUUAUCGAACCCCACCCCUUUUCAUGGUCAGCAGCUGUUCUGGUUGGUCCAUUCAUUUACGUUGUCCAGCCAGAUUUUCUUUGGACGAGCCUUUCUUCAUGCUACCUCCACCGUACAUUACAAGAUGACUUUUGACAAUGAGUUAUGUAAUGAG
Messenger RNA from Biomphalaria glabrata, 4238 nucleotides. Its product is annotated as solute carrier family 23 member 1-like. NCBI's taxonomy places the organism in Eukaryota, Metazoa, Mollusca, Gastropoda, Planorbidae. Gene Ontology annotation, biological process: transmembrane transport. The transcript has 13 exons. Bases 176 to 2035 code for a protein of 619 amino acids. The record is from RefSeq and is a predicted model, not a curated record. Gene Ontology annotation, molecular function: transmembrane transporter activity. Gene Ontology annotation, cellular component: membrane.